AUGGUCAACGGGACACAAUCUCGUGGAUUAGGAACCAAAGCUAAAUCGUUGUUAAGCGAAAGAAUCAGAUCUCAUCUUAUGACCAAAAAAUGUCUAAUGGAAAUCCUUACAAAAUAUAAUAUACCCUGCAAGCCAAGCAUGAAAAAAUCAGAAAUUGUAGAGAUCUUUGAACGAAACAAAAAGCGUCUACAAAGUUUAACAUUUGAUAAUGAAACAGGACACUCAACAGAUCAAGAAUCUAAUAAUUCUGAUGACAAUAAUGAAGUAGAUAAUGGUAAUGAAUCCGACACAACGGUUGUAUCAUAUAAUGAAAUACCAUCGAAAAUAACCGGAUCUUAUAUAAUUAACGGAACCACUACUAUUAUUCAAGAACAACAUACUACAACAACCCAGAGACAACCUGCUACAACAACUCAGAGACAACCUUCUACAAUCCAGGAACAACUUGCUACAAUAACUCAAGACCGACUAUCAUCGCUAUCGUCAAAUAAUGCUAAUGAACCGCCGCCACCUAAUAUUGUUGAUGAGCCAUCUUCAAAUAAUGCUGAUGAAUCCCCGCCAUCUAAUAUCGUUGAUGAAUCACCUUCAAAUAAUGUUAACGAAUCACCAUCAAUAAAUGAUAUUGAAAGAUCACCAUCGUUACGAGUUAUUUAUGGAAAUACGUCGCAUGAGCUACAUCACCAUCUUCCAAGAUAUUGUGGAGCUGGAACUAAAUUUAAUAGUAAUGAUUAUUUCAGAAGGACAAAUCGAAGACUAAAUCUCAAAGUUUAUAAUGAAUCAGAAUGGAUCCAAAAGAAAAAUAUACUCAAAUCCAUUGCCUUAAUUAUUAUUAUGGCUCUAUUAUUUUGCCACAGAGUUAAAAAUUCAACAGGAUAUUGUCAUAAUGGUGACUCUAAUUGGAUUUGCACACCAUGUCCUGAUUCAUCUAAAUGUAUUGGAGGUAGAAUAGUUUCAUGUGAUGAUGGUUAUAAAUUAUCGAAAUCAAUUUUUUCUCUUUAUGAUAUGACAUCAACCUAUUGUAAAGCUGAAAUGAGCGCCAAAGAAAAAACAGCAUUAUAUUCCGAAACAUUGAAAAAAGCAGCUACCACUCAAAGUCAAAAUAAUAUGGUUUGUGGUAAUGGUGUAAAAAACACGAUGCUCUUGCACAAUCUUAAAUCUCGAAUAAGAGAUCAAAUGUAUGAAGAUUCAGACGAAAUCUUUGAAAAUUUUAUUGGGCAUGGUUUAGAAGCGUUAAAAAAUGAUCAUGAUUUAAUAAUUCGUGAAUAUGGAAUCAAUGACUAUUUAAUUAUCCCUAAAGAACCAAAUUAUACAACCAUUUGCAGAGCAAGAAUUUUUUUGAAGGAUGCAGUCACAAAUCAUCCUUUUUAUACUAUAGUUGGUUCUGUUUCAUUUGUCAUAUUUUGUUCGUUGUGUAUUUAUAUAAGAAGACAAAAAAAAUAUAGACAAUUAGUUAUUCAAGCAACUGAUCACUUACUUUGUUCGAUUCGAUUUGAACCAGAAGUGGUAUCUUUACAAUGGCGUAAUUUAAUCUUAAAUAGAUUACUUCAAGAUAAAACACUUCAGGACAAGAUCUGGAUCGAAGUGGAAAAUAAUGUUACAAAACAUAGAUUCGUGAUGUCAAGAAUUGUUUUAUACAAUGGCAAAGAAUCGUAUUGUUUUAAAUGGGUAGGAAGACGAUAA
Entrophospora candida is the source of this 1680-nucleotide messenger RNA. The record is from the annotation of a GenBank genome assembly. Lineage: Eukaryota; Fungi; Glomeromycota; Glomeromycetes; Entrophosporales; Entrophosporaceae.